Molecule: messenger RNA, 5168 nt
Organism: Galendromus occidentalis (western predatory mite)
Lineage: Eukaryota; Metazoa; Arthropoda; Arachnida; Mesostigmata; Phytoseiidae
Product: mediator of RNA polymerase II transcription subunit 15
Exons: 11
Coding region: 1-4809 (1602 amino acids)
Biological process (GO): regulation of transcription by RNA polymerase II
Molecular function (GO): RNA polymerase II cis-regulatory region sequence-specific DNA binding; DNA-binding transcription factor activity, RNA polymerase II-specific
Source: RefSeq, a predicted model, not a curated record
AUGUCGCAGCCUCAGGACGCGUACACGGACGUGAUCCGCCAGUUGCAACAACAGUGCGUACAACAGGUUACUGGAGAGAACGGCGCUUCCGCUCAGCAGAAUAGCAAUGUCGUCAUGGAAUCACACGAUUUCGGCCAGCACGACUUCAAGCUCUCGGACUCCUCUGGUGGAGUCUACGCCAACCAGUCACACUUCGAUCAGACGUUUGAUGUCUCGCAAGAGCAUCAUCACGUCGAUGCCUCUUCGGAUACCAUGAGUCAAAUACUGGCCAACGACAAUUUCACUCAAAUUCAAAGCAAUCAAUACAGUACACAGCCAUAUGAUGAUCAAGGUCACAACCAGACUCAGCUGGCUCAGCUACUGGAAUGCAAUCAGCUUCUGCAGCAGCAGCAUCAUCUCGGCGGCCAGCAGCAGACUCCGCAAGAGACCUUGGGGCACAUAAAUCAUUUGGAUCAGCUGCACGCCAGCCUGGGCCAAUUGACGCAUCAGACAUCGAUAUCAGCAAUCGACGAAAGUCAACAACAACAAAUUCACGCCCAUCAUCUCCAGCAACAAAUAGACCAGCAACAGCGCGAUCAGCAGUCACUGGUCAAUGGGCAGCACGUCCCCUCCCAACAAGAACAACAUCAGCAGCAGCACAUCUUGGCUCAAGACCGGGCGUCGCAACAACAUCCGCAAGGUUUGUUGCAUAGCCCUCAGCUCGUUCUGCAGGCUUCGGCUCAAGAUUCCCAAGGUCUGGUGGGUCAGAAUUCAACGAUCUCUGCGGAGACAGCUUCGCAGAAUCACCUGGUCAUCGGCCAACGUCAGGAACAGCAGGAGCAGCAGCUUCAGCAAAUGCCCUUGUUGAUGCAGGGAGUCGGGCAGAUAAACUCACACGUCCAACAACAACAGCAAGCCAUGCAACGCAUCGAGCAACAUCAGCUAUCGCAACAACAACAGCGGCAGCAUCAACAACAACAACAGCAGCAGCAACAACAACAAUUACAUAAUCUCCAGCAACAGGAGCCGCAGCAACAACAACAGCAGCAGCAACAACAACAGCAGCAGCAGCAACAACAGCCGCAAAAUCAUGUCCGCAUCCAGAUACAUAGGCAAACGAUUUCAGCGAACGCCCAAACGCAGAGUACGGCGAGCCAUCAUCAACAGCAAUCCCAGCAACAGCAACUCCAACAACAGCAACAACGACAGCAGCAGCAGCAGCAGCAAAUUCAAACCCAGGUACCUGCUCAAACCCUCGUGGUUCAAACCUCGGUACAGCAGAAUCCAACUCCCAAUCACGGCUGUGCCACUCUAUCUACUCCAAUGCAGCAGAGCGGGUUGCAAUUGACUCCGAGUGCUAUAAGUCUGUCCGGCAACGCGGCUCAAAACAGCCAUCCGGGCGGUCUGCAGCACCAAAGCUUGCAGCAGAACAAUCAAGUCCACAGUAUCUCAGCCCAAUCGAAUGCAACAGCUCAAGUUCAGCAGCCCUUCGUGUUGGCUGCUGCUCAACCUCAAAUGCUUUCGAAUACCGCUGGUCUAGUCUUAGCUUUGUUUCUCUCCGGUGAAGGAGGUCAGCAAAUUCUACUGCCGGGAGCCAAUGGGACCUCCCAGAUCAUUCAGUUACCUGGAGGAGCUACGGGCGUCAUCCCGGCGACAGCCACGGCUGGGGGUGUUGUGCAGAUGGUCGCCUCGAACGGCAGCAUAUUCGCGGCCAAUCCUCUGGCUCAGUUGUUGCAAGCUCAGCAGCAGCAUUUCCUCGCUACGCUACAACAGCAAGCAAUCCUUCAAGCUUUGCAACAGCAGCAGCAACAACAACAGCAGCAGCAACAGCAACAACAACAGCAGCAACAACAACAGCAGCAGCAACAGUCACCGACGACUGUUUCUUCGGAAUCGCAGACUUCAACGCACAAUAUAGGGUCAAACAACACAGUAUCUAACGUUCCGAAUCGCUCGACGGCCCUCUCGAACAUUGGCGCACCUUCAGCCACGCCGGCAGAUGGACUGACACUGGCUGGAGGAGCGCAGCAAUUAGCCGGUGGUCAAACUCUGAGCUUGGCGGCCACCGCCUUGCAGCAGGCUUCCGCGACUCCCCAACAACAAAUUUUCGCGACUCCUUCUGGCCAAUUGAUCGCAAUCACAGCCCCUGCUCAAGCCAGUAUACCCACUCAUUCGAUGGGGUGCCAAUUCAUCCAAUUGUCGAAUGGCCAAAUCGUCAACAUCGGACCUCAGCUGGCUGCGCAACAACAUCAGCCAACAAUACAGUUGGCAGCGCCGACUGCCCAAGCUACUCAAAUGGCUUGCUUACCUCAAAGUGGUUCAGCGAACUCUAUCAUUGCAAACGACGCGAUCGCGCCCGCCGCCACCUUCACGACACAGCAGCCCGCCAUCAAUCAGCCUACGGUCGCCAUCAGCUCCGCGCAGAAAUCUCCUCUACCGAUCGCUCCGAAACCGAAGCAGUUCUCUAAUGCGUUGCCGUGCUCCGCGACACCUCCAAAAGUAACUACUCAGGGUUUUCAAACAACUACGCAAAAGAUUGCAAAUGCUAAAGUAGCUCAGGUGGUUCGGCAAAUCAAAUUGCAACAGUCCCAACACGUUAUCGUCGAUCAACGAGUAUCCGCUCCCAAUCAGGAUCAGGCGCCGUCUUUGACGAACGUGCAGCUUCCUCAGCAGAAUAGUUCCACUAUACAACAGCAGAAUCAGAUCGUAGCCAAUGCCAAUCAGGUUGUCGUUUCUCGAGCCUCAAUCCAGGAGACGUCUCUCCAGGCUUCGCAGCUACCGAAGGGCGCACAGCCGGUCAGAAUCGGGCAGAACGCGUCGAUCACUCUCGCUGGGAGCGGUCAAAGCCAACAGCUUCAAAUCCAGAAUCCUAGUGGGCAGCAGUUGAUACCUGUAUCGAUCGGAGGUCAGCUGUUUACCAUUGCCAACCCCGCGGCUCUUGCCCAAAACUCCGCUACGAUCCAGUAUCAAACGCCCCAAAUAUCUCCGCGCAAAGAAAUGUCUCACGUAACGAUACGACCGGCUUCGACCACGUCCGUACCUGCAAGCCUGGCGUCGGCCUCAACUCUCAAAAACAUCCAGGCCGAUCAGAAACAACAAUGUGUGACCUUGACGCGACAGCCGAACCAAGCGUCGAAGGGGCAAAUCGUUCACAUCAACCAUGGACAAAAUCAGAGCUCGAGCAUCAUUGCAAUGCAACAACAGCAGCAGCAACAACAACAGCAGCAGCAGCAACAACAGCAACACCAACAACAUCUGCAAUCUCAAGCGACCCGGGUCCAAGAAAUUCAACUGAGUGGCGGACAGAAAGCGAUCGUGAUACCUAACAAUCACUUGCCGCAACUUCAAAUUAGCGGCUUGAACAAUUUAGUCGCCAGUGCGCAGGUCAAUCAAUCGUCACCGCAGUCGAUAACUCUAUCGGCGGGAACGAAAAACUCGACCGCGUCGACUGUCGGCACGGUACCCGGUCACGUCGGGGGCCAGACUCUACAACAAACGUCGCCCAAGCAACAGAAUCUAUCGUCAAACGCGAAAAGCAAUUGGAAAGUCACAUCUAGUCGCACUCUACAGCAGUCUAAUCCGAAUAUUCAGUCUACUAACUUGAACAAAAGCGUGGUAAAGUCCUUGAAAAACGAUCAAAAACUUCCUCCAUCGACGACGACGUCGACCCCGUCCCUUCCUGCAUCCCAAUGUACAACGAUGUCAGUUGUCAUCAGUACCGCCAAUAAUACGACAGAAGUGCGACAUAUUGAGACGGGGAUCAGCCGGGUGAUCAGGGCAGAGCCGAUCGAAUCGAUAACUCAGCUAAAAAUGAAGCAGCUACAAGAUGUGCCACCCGCGAUCAUCCAUGCUAAUAAUCCCCUGAAUCCAGCGGGAACCAACAACAUUUCGUUGAGUUCCUGUCUGAAGUCAGAGAUUAAGCAGGAAGCUCCAGAAUGCCAACCGAAGCGUGUACGUCUCUCGUCCGGCGACGACAGCGAGGCUUGGCGUCCGCUGCCGCAACACCCUCAACGGAACUCGCAUUGUGGUAUCGUCGUACCAUCAGCACCCAAUAUCCCACCGCUCUCGCCCUCACCUCCGGCCCAAGGGGACUCAGCGGACGAGAGACCCAGCUCAGCGCAAUCGGCAGAAACCGAUGAAUCGAAAGACACGCAGCAGCAAGUGAUAAGCUCGACAGAAGCGAACAUCGUUGAUGGCAUCAACUUGGAGGAAAUUAAAAACUUCGCUCGAGCAUUCAAAAUGAGGCGUUUAUCAUUGGGUCUGACCCAAUCGCGGGUGGGCAUGCUGCUGUCGGCGACCGAAGGGCCCUCCUAUUCACAGAGCGCAAUCUGUCGCUUCGAAAAAUUGGACAUCACGCCAAAAUCAGCUCAGAAAAUCAAGCCGGUCCUUGAAAGAUGGAUGAAAGAGAUGGAGGAAAAAUUCAGUGCAAGUGGUGCUACUUGUGAAGUUGUAGACCUACCGGAUUCAGCAGUGGAUUCGAAUAAGAAGAGGAAGCGACGAACAUCCUUCGCACCGUCGGCCAUAACCGUGCUGAACACCUAUUUCAAGGAGAAUACUCAUCCUUCCGGUCCGCAAAUGAACGCACUUGCUGCUCAACUUGGUUAUGAUAGAGAAGUUGUUCGGGUCUGGUUCUGCAACAAGCGGCAAACCUUGAAGAAUAAUUAUAAGAAGCAGCAGCACCAGUUACAACAACAGUUGCAGCUCCGGAAUCAAGGUCUUUUGCCUGUGGGCCCCAUCGAGGCUGCCGUGGAAGACAGCAACACUCAGGAUAGCGAUCGAUGCUCCACAGUCAAUUCGAGCCAUGAGGAGACCAUCGUACCUUCACUAUGAUGGUCGCUCGACGCUCCGCGCUCUGUUCCCAUGACGGAAGAGGAAUCUUGUUGAUCAGUGUUGAAAAACACUUCGAAAGUCAAGGAUUGAAGAUCCAUCUGCCCCGGAGUCUUCCCGAUGCGAGACUCUUAGAUCAUCGAUCCACUCCAUUGAACUCCGUUCGGGGUUUGCCCUGCGAGAAACCUCAAGCGGGAGAAGGCCGGGCUGGGAUGAUGCCGUUCGGAAGUCUCCGACGGAUGAGCUUCGUUCAGGGUAGAGGAAAUUACCCGACCGGUGUCGCCCCAGCCAGACCUUUGACGCUACGGUUGAACGUAGAUAGUUUAUUGACCUCGCAUAAUUUAUUUGGAAAUGGGAUUGUU